This is a messenger RNA of Macrosteles quadrilineatus (aster leafhopper), 1901 nucleotides long. RefSeq lists its product as uncharacterized. The coding region runs from base 27 to 1430 and encodes 467 amino acids. The transcript has a single exon. NCBI's taxonomy places the organism in Eukaryota, Metazoa, Arthropoda, Insecta, Hemiptera, Cicadellidae. The record is from RefSeq and is a predicted model, not a curated record.
UUGACUGACAUUUCCAAGAAUUAAACAUGAAGAAUUUACUGUUUGCUGUAACCUUAGUUAUUAUUCAAUAUUCAAACCUUCCAGUGGUGCUGUCAGUUAAUUCUUCUACGGAUCAUAACGGUUUUAGUGUACUUGUGAAGGAAUCUUCUUAUGUGGACAAGACGUUGUUUAUCAAAGAAGUUCUUCAAGAUCGAGGACAUAAAAUUGUGUUUACAGCUCCGCAUGGGUUCGGUAAAACAUCAAUUCUGCAAAUGUUGAAAGCGUUCUUUGAAAUAGAAGCAAACUAUGUUGGAGAUAGACUAACUUGGAUAAGAGACAUGACUAACCCAGUGAAAGACACUCCUAACUACAAACUGUUCAAGGACACCAAGAUCAUGGACCAUAAAGACAUCAUGAAUGAACAUUUUGGUAAAUACCCAGUUGUGCAUUUAGAUUUUAAGAGUGCAGUCGGAUUUAAUCACUUCAACGAAACUCAGGAUCGUUUCAGAGAUGUUUUGCACGAAGCUAUUUCAAAACACUCUUAUUUGAAAGACAGCAACAAACUUUAUGAUGAGGAAAGAGAAUUUAUUAGACUGUGGUCCUCUGAUGAGUACAAACUUGAAGACAUGGGAACUCUGAUACCGGGACUGGAGAAGCUAUCCAAGUACCUCUUCAAGCACUUUGACAGAACUAGAGUGAUUGUCCUGAUAGAUCACUAUGACUCACCUAUCUUCUACUGUGUGACUCAUCCCGGAGUGGCUCAAGACGCGUUCAACUACGUCAUCAACGUAGUCCAAGCGUUCUUCCACAUUCCCAAGGACGAUUUCUACGUAGACACGUUCAUUCUGACAGGAGUUUCACAAGUGGAAGAGCCUCAUGUGUCGAAUGCGAGAUUCAUCAAGCGGUAUGAGUUUUUAAAACCACAUCCUUUCACUCCGUUCUACGGGUUUACUGAUGAUGAGGUGUUCGAUCUUUUAGGAAGGUUGAACGUUGAAGUUGACAACGACAAGUUUGAGUUGGUCAAGCAUCACUACGGUGGGUAUGAGAGUUUGAGUAACCUGACGAUUAGUAAUCCUUGGUCUGUUCUAAAGUAUUUAGAAAAUAAGGAAAUUGAACACGGGUGGACUAAAUGUAUUGGAAUACCAAAUCUAAAAGGUCUUCUAAUGAUUCCUGAUGUCAACCAAAAAUUGGAGAGGAUGUUGAAAGGUCUUCCGACUGUGAUGGAGCUGAAGAGAAGUUUGUCUGCGGAAAACCUAAAAGUCCUUCGGGAUAUAGUUAACUAUCCUGAAGGGAAAGCGCAUUUGUGGUAUACUACCCUCUUCUACACUUUCUUCUUCCAGGAAGGUUUUUUGGCUUUCGAUUCUUCGGUGAUUUCCGAGGUCAGUGAUGCUAGGAGGUAUGUAAUCCCUAAUGAAGAGAUUAAGCAGUUUUUGUUGUACACUUUAAAGUGAUCUAAAAGGUUUGAAGUGCCGUUCGCACUGAAUGUUUACAAGGAAUAGUGUAGGUAAUUAUAGAACGUGAAUGAAAAUCUUAAGUGUUUGUAAUAUAACAGUUGUAUUUUGUAUUAUUGUAAAAAUGUGUUUUCGGAUUCCAUAAAAACUGUAAUUUGUUAGUGACACUAGUGGCUUGAGUGAGAUAUGAUCAGAUAUGUAAUUAGUUUCAUAAAUGACUUUAGGUGUUGUCAUGUAUAUAGAUUUUACUAGUUAUAAACUUUAUUUUACUCUUUUCAUCAUGAUUAGUUUCUCAUCACUAGGUUUUACCUGUGUAAAUUAUGCUGGUUCACUUUUUUACUCUAAAUUUUUCCUAUCCUCACUUUAAGUUUUUGUCUAUAAAUGUCUCAGAGCCCUUACUUUUAGCUUAGACCUGUACUUUAGCUCAAUUAAAAAAAUCCAAUGUUCUGCUUCUAAAGUACAGUUAAAAGA